Molecule: messenger RNA, 1281 nt
Organism: Acaromyces ingoldii
Lineage: Eukaryota; Fungi; Basidiomycota; Exobasidiomycetes; Exobasidiales; Cryptobasidiaceae
Product: RabGAP/TBC
Exons: 2
Coding region: 1-1281 (426 amino acids)
Source: RefSeq, a predicted model, not a curated record
AUGCACGAGCAGCAGACAACUCCUAGACCUUCACAGCAGGCAGAUGACGACGAUCAUUGGGACGGGCCGCCGGGUGAAGAACUGGGCGAUGAGUCGAUCGACUGGGACUUCUGGGGCGACGUCAUGAGCAACUACCAGGAUAUUGCCCGUACAAGGCCGCGCCAACUCAGCCGUGCCAUUCAAACGGGCAUCCCAGGAGCGCUGAGGGGAAUGAUGUGGCAGCUCAUGAGCAGCUCAAAGGACGAGGAGUUGGAGCUCAUUUAUGCCUUCUAUCUCAAGCAGACGAGCCCACACGAGAAGAACAUUCGAAAGGAUCUAGCGAGAACGUUUCCCGAGCAGGACUACUUUCAGGACGGUAAAGGCAUCGGCCAGGAGAACCUCUUCAACGUCGUCAAGGCCUACUCGCUCUACGAUGAGGAAUGUGGCUACUGCCAGGGCAUGCAAUUUGUCGUCGGGCCCCUGCUGCUCAACAUGCCCGACGAAGAGGCCUUUUCUACUUUGGUCCGGCUCAUGAAGAGCUACGACCUUCGCGGCCACUUUAUCCCCAACAUGCCCUCGCUCCAGCUCCGACUCUUCCAGUACGACCGUCUCCUCGAAGACUGCCUACCGCUGCUGUCCAAGCACCUCACCCGCAACGGCAUCAAGAGCAGCAUGUACGCCAGCGGCUGGUUCAUGACGCUCUUCUCAUACCGCUGCCCGCUCGACAUCGUCCUCCGUAUCCUGGACUCCGUCUUUGCAGAGGGCAUCGAGGCCCUGUUCCGGUUUUCACUGGCGCUGAUGAAGAAGAACGAGGAUGUUCUCCUGACACUACCAUUCGAAGAGGCGCUUCCUCUGCUCGCCACACGCAUGUUUGACGUCUAUAAGAUCGACGAGUCAGACACGCACCUCCGAGCAGGAAGCCGGAUGGGCACCUCGGGUCCCAAGUACCGCGUCAACGAGUUUGUCCGCGAUGCCUUCCAGUUCAAGAUCACGCCCUUUAUGCUCGAUGACUACGCCUCGGACUUUGAGGAGCAGGUCCGCCAGCGGACAGCACACCGGCGCGAGGUCGAGGCGCUCAAGCUCGUCAACCGCAACCUGUCCAACAAGGUCAAGGAGCUCGAGGAGACGCUGCAGCAGGUCAACAAGGAGCACGUCGACCUCGUCAAGAAUGUCGUCCUGACAAAGCUCGCAAAGGAGGAAAUGGCAGAGGAGCUCGUCAGGUACAAGACAAUGUACGCCGAGGCGGUCCUCAUUGCUGACCAGUACGGGGCCAGCAAUUCGCCCAAUCGGCCAAGGCAAUGA